This is a messenger RNA of Hydra vulgaris (swiftwater hydra), 1171 nucleotides long. RefSeq names its product dolichyl-phosphate beta-glucosyltransferase. The record is from RefSeq and is a predicted model, not a curated record. NCBI's taxonomy places the organism in Eukaryota, Metazoa, Cnidaria, Hydrozoa, Anthoathecata, Hydridae. Gene Ontology annotation, cellular component: endoplasmic reticulum membrane.
GACAAAAAUAAAAUAAUUACAAAGAAAUAUGUUUUUUGCACACUAAUAAUUUUACUCGGGUAAUAUUGAAUAAAUAUAAAUCUUUAAAAAAUGAUAAGGGUUUAAUUUUAUAUCUUAAGUAUUAUUACGUGAGAUGAUUGUAUCAAUUAUUAAUUUACCGCUUUCCUGCUUAACAUGUUAUAUUGCAACAUUUUUUGUUAUUGUCGUUUUGUUGUUUAUUUUAUUGCUUUAUGUCACCACAAAUGAUGCAAUUCCUAUUGUUAAUGUUUUUGAAUCUGAGCAAACAUUCAUUGAUCCAAAAAAAAAAGAUGUAGAGGAAUUUCCCUUUAAUCAACAACUUGGAACAAUUUCGAUUUCAGUUAUUAUUCCUGCUUACAAUGAAGAAAGUAGAUUGCCAAUUAUGUUGGAUGCGGCUUUAGAAUAUUUAUGUAAAAGGCAGAAUACUGAUAGUUUGUUUUCGUUUGAAAUUAUCAUUGUUGAUGAUGGCAGUAAAGACAAUACAACACAAGUUGCUCUUCAAUAUGUGAAUAAAUAUGGAUCUGAGAAGAUUCGUGUAUUGACUUUAAAAAAGAACAGGGGAAAAGGAGGUGCAGUAAGAUUAGGAGUUUUUAGCAGUAGAGGAUCGAAGAUCUUGUUUGCUGAUGCCGAUGGUGCAACAAAGUUUUCAGACUUAGAUAUUGUUGAAGCUGGGUUAGAUGAACUGCAUGGAGGAAAAAAUAAUAUGGCUAUAUCAAUUGGAUCUCGUGCUCACUUGCAGGAAGAAGCUAUAGCAGAAAGAUCUCUGUUCCGAAACAUUCUUAUGUAUGGCUUUCAUUUUCUUGUAUAUGUUUUAUGUGUAAAAGGUAUCAAAGACACUCAGUGUGGAUUUAAGUUGUUGACAAGGAAAGCAGCCCUCACACUUUUUUCCACAUUACAUGUUGAAAGAUGGGCUUUUGAUGUCGAAUUAUUGUAUGCUGCUCAAUACUUAGGAAUUCCCAUAGCUGAAAAAGCAGUAAAUUGGCAAGAAAUAGAAGGUUCGAAAAUGGUGCCCAUUUUUAGUUGGCUUCAGAUGGGAAAAGAUUUAUUGCUCAUAAGAGUUCGUUACGUCAUAGGAGCAUGGAAAAUAUGGACAGGCCCGCCAAACCUUGUUAUAAUGCAUUAGAUUUGUUACAUGAUUAGACUUUUCAAUAAA